AUGUCAAAGCCGCGGAGUCAAUUCUCAGAGAGUUUGAAACAACAACCAUUACGAGAUACGCUUGUUUCAAAGCAAGCAAAGGAUUUGGGAACACAGGUAAGGGGCUUCCUAUUUUAUUCAUGAUAGCGUGCAACCGCUGAUGUGGCAAAUCGAGGAGACCUUGCGCUUCUUGAAUAUAAACUCCGAGGAAAUAUCAACUAACAGCUCUAUGAUAUGCGUAUAUUUAUAUUUAGGCUAAUCAGUCGGGCCAACUUCAAAUUCUUAUAAAGCAGAGUUCAAGUGUUUAAAUGUAAUAUAAAUUAUUUCUUCAAAAGGAAAUGAAACGCACCUGUGUACAUAGAAACAAUAAUGUGAGGGUAGGAGUAUGGAGAAGGUUUAGGGAGGUUGUGUGGUUGAUUUCACAAGUGAACUGCUAGAUCAGAAAAAGCUCUGGUUUCCCAUCCAGCAACGAACAUUUUAAGGGAGAACAGGUUAAUAGUAACAAGGUCUCUAGUGGUAGGGAAAUGCUUCAACAUAGACAGUGCCGGAUCCAGGGGAUCUUUACUUUUACACCAAACUGAGGCCCGAAGGACCGAAAAAAAAUUUUUUUCAGACCGCCCACCCCUCAUCUAAGGGUCUGGAUGAUCACCCCUCCUCCUCCCCCCCCCCUUAUCUGAAGGUCUGGAUCGGCCACUGAUAGGUUUUCUGUCUAUUAACAGAUAUUAAAUCCCACAAGCACAAAGUGUUAUGGGAAGACGGUAGCCUGCGAGCAAGCUCUCCUAUUUGGGCGAGCGAAGCGAGCCGCGCGAGAACGCCCCCGCUGUCGCGUCUCCUCUCGCGUGCCUGUCGCGCGUGUACUUUUCACGAUAUCACCCCAAAUGGAGAGCUUGCUCGCAGGCUAGCGUUUUGGCCGCAUCCCAUUUGUUGUGGUUAAUCACAAAGUGUACGACUGUCAGCAUGGUGUGGACAGACAUGUGAGAGAGAAAAAAAAAUCAAACGGUUAGUUUAUUUUUCAUAUCGAUUUUCCAAUUUUCGCUUGUUCCUCCGCCUGACAUGUUUGUGUUCUUUCCUGUCGGAUGGUGACCAUGCUUAUCGAAAAAAAGGAGCUGGCAAACUUCUUCAAGAGUCUAGAAAGCUCAAUUGUCCUGCACCGGUACAUUUGAGAGAGAUCAUCAAAUUCCCAGAGUAUAAGGUAAAUACCAACAACCGCGAGAAUUACAGUGGUUACAAAAUUAACCUAAUAGAAUUAACCUCUCGUUAAGCUGCGUUUUUUGUGCUUUUAUGUUAUAUAGAUACCAGAAAAGACAGAAUGGCGUUGUAAGAGCCAGUCCAAGAAGUCACGACAGGCCAUAGAAGAAGGACAACAAAAUAUGAAAGAUGAAUCCAUGUACAUCUUCCAUCGGUCGAUGAACAUACGAAUCACCCAACUGGAGACGUAAGCGUUUUAAACUUUUAUCUGUUCAAGGUUUUUUAUUAUAAUUUGCAUGUGGGAGGUGUUUUUACAUGUCAAUAGUCAAUAAUCUGUUUUUAAUCCGAAAAUAUCUUGCCAAUAUUGUUUUGUUUUAAUUCAUUAUUCUUUGGUAGGCCGGCGGUCUCCAUCAGCGAAUCGACGGAAUCGAAGGCUGGUGACCAAAAUUCAAGAGCUCGUUUCUGCAGGCGCAAGAUCUGAGAAGGAGGUUCGUUGGCACCUUAAGAUUUUUGUCCAGCGGGAGUUGUAUCGAGGACAACAAGAACCUCUGAAAACCAUCCGACGGCUCUAUCCCUCCAAAGCGACCAUCCGCAGCCACAUUUACAAGUCAAUUGUUAAGGAAAGGUUCUCAAAAAUUGACCAGGAAGACCUUUUAAAGAGAGUACAGCUUUGA
Molecule: messenger RNA, 1841 nt
Organism: Porites evermanni
Lineage: Eukaryota; Metazoa; Cnidaria; Anthozoa; Scleractinia; Poritidae
Source: the annotation of a GenBank genome assembly